Saimiri boliviensis boliviensis (Bolivian squirrel monkey) is the source of this 1105-nucleotide messenger RNA. RefSeq names its product chromosome X CXorf58 homolog (gene CXHXorf58). The record is from RefSeq and is a predicted model, not a curated record. Lineage: Eukaryota; Metazoa; Chordata; Mammalia; Primates; Cebidae.
UUUUAAAUUUAAACUAACAUACUAUGUCCUUUAAUCGGAAAAGGCUCAGACCUUAUUUUUUUCUCUUUAAGAAACAAGCGAUUACUUCAUUGGAGGGAAAAUGAAUCGUUCUUCAAAUGCAACGCUUAAAAGUAUUCUGAAAUCAGGUACUAGAACCUCAGGAAAAGCUCGCACAGUACGUUUCGCAAGUGUACCAACCACAGGAUCAUUAUUACAAUCAAAGGUUAAAGAUAUUGCAGCUCGAAUAAUACAGAGGGCUUGGUUAGCUUAUAUAAACAAAAUGAUAUUUCAACUCCUAAAACAUGCAAUUUGUGCAGCGGAAUUCUUUGUGACACAUGAGAUACUGAAGAAAGUGACCCCCUUAGAGGCUAAACUUCUUAAAGAUCCUACCAUGAAGUGUAAAAUUAGAUUUAGAUUUAGAGGUGAAACAUUUCCACCUUUCAUCGUGUUUAAAAUUUUUCUUCAUACUGAAGGCCAUGGUUACAAGUACUUCAGCGGAAAAAAUGUAUUCAGGCCGUCAAGUGAGGCAGCAGUUGAUGCUUGCAAACUAAUGGGGGAAAAGAAAUUUCACCAUGUAAUUAUGGAAGAUAAACGUAUUUUCUGGAACUCCAAAAUAACUGAUAUAAGGGAUGUUGUCACCAUGCAAGAUUAUAUGCAAUAUCGCAGUUUUCUGGAUGAAGCCCCAGCAUCUUCUGGUGGCAGAAAUAACAGCUGGCGAAAAUUAAACCUUGAGAACAUUCCCAGGUCAACGCUAAUAUAUGACAUAGUUCAUUAUUCAGAGUCUGGAGUAAUCUCAACCCGUCUACGAAACAAAAUGAAGUUUCUGUCACGGAGACCAGUAACAGAAGAGAUGCAUAAGCAUCAGCUACAGAUUGUUUCUGAAAUUAGGUCUCUACCACCUUUAACUACCCGACCUCCUUAUCGGCCCUAUAAACAGCAAAAUCAAGUUAAAUAUCUGGGUCGUCGAUCCAAGCAAGCUCUAAAGAAAGUUGAAAAAAUGAGAAAAGCUUAUUUGGCUAAAGAAAAAAAUACUUCUGAGGCAACCGAACCGAAAAUGGACACCUCAGGUGCAAAGGAUAAUUUUCAUUUCCACUUCAGCUUUUGA